AUGUACAUCAUGGAGGUAGGGCGGAGGAGAGGGGGUAAGUGUAGCGGAGGGAGCCAAUGGGAGCCGAUGGAGAGGGGAAGGCCACUCCCACUCCGAACGGCUCCAGUAGCUGCCCACUUUACCCUGUUUGUGUACAUCAGUCCGGCUCAGUGUAUACACAUUAAACCUGCUAGCCACUCCACUCCCGCCGCGGUCUUGUUCUUUUUAAACAUAAAUGUUUAUAUGCUGAGCAUGAUGAAAGAGGAGGAGGGUCAGUUGUCGGUCGUGCACCAGAGCAUCAAUAUCCAGCAUCACUUGCAUCACCUGCAUGUCCACCAGCACCUGCCACCGCCGCCGCCGCCGCCUCCCGCCAUCCACCAGGCUCCGGAGGAACAGAAGCCGCCCCCCAAGAAGAGUUCCGGAGCCAGGAGGCAAGAGAAGCCACCAUAUUCCUACAUUGCCCUCAUCGUCAUGGCAAUACAGAAUUCUCCGACCAAGAGGCUGACUCUCAGCGAAAUCUAUCACUUCCUCCAGCAACGGUUCCCUUUUUUCAGGGGUCCUUAUCAAGGCUGGAAGAAUUCAGUUCGACACAAUCUGUCCCUGAAUGAGUGCUUCAUAAAGCUGCCGAAAGGUCUGGGCCGACCCGGGAAGGGUCACUAUUGGACGAUCGACCCCGCCUCAGAGCUGAUGUUCGAAGAGGGCUCGUUCAGGAGGCGGCCGAGGGGGUUCAGGAGGAAGUGCCAGGCCCUGAGGUACGCCCCGCAGGCAGCCACCGUGUACCCCGCGGAGCCCUCGAUGCCGACCGCCACGCUGCCUCCGGAGGCGGCCAGCUACCAGCAGGGCUACUACCCGGACUACGCCUACGAACCCUGGAACUACCUCGGCCACCAGGAAGAGCACCAUGACCCGUACCCCUACACCCAGUACCCCCCGGUCCAACCCCAGCCCCAGGUCCAGCCCUCUCAGACCGACAACGGUAAGUCUCAAUAA
Molecule: messenger RNA, 969 nt
Organism: Nezara viridula (southern green stink bug)
Lineage: Eukaryota; Metazoa; Arthropoda; Insecta; Hemiptera; Pentatomidae
Source: the annotation of a GenBank genome assembly